Molecule: messenger RNA, 2667 nt
Organism: Musa acuminata subsp. malaccensis (wild Malaysian banana)
Lineage: Eukaryota; Viridiplantae; Streptophyta; Magnoliopsida; Zingiberales; Musaceae
Product: protein argonaute 16-like
Biological process (GO): regulatory ncRNA-mediated post-transcriptional gene silencing
Cellular component (GO): cytoplasm
Molecular function (GO): RNA binding; protein binding; RNA endonuclease activity
Source: RefSeq, a predicted model, not a curated record
AUGGCUUCGAGCAGCGGUAGCAAAGUUGGGGUAGAAGGCUCGAUCCCACAAAGUAUGACAUCUCGUGCUCCGACGUAUCACCUGAUGGCCAGGCCUGCGUUUGGUGCCGAAGGACGACGCAUCCGUCUGUUUGCGAAUCAUUUCGAUGUCAAACUCACCAUGCCCGAUGCAGUUUUCUAUCAAUACACUAUCACUGUAACACCUCACGACGUAAGGGAUAAGAACGCUGCACAAAGUAAAGUGUAUGGGCGAAAGAUCGUGAACAGACUGUUCGAGAUCUACAGUGAAGAGUUGAAGAACAAGCGAUUUGUUUAUGAUGGUGAGAGAAGCUUGAUCACUAUCGGCCCUUUGCCACAGAAUAACUUUGAGUUGACAGUCGUCUUAGAAGAUUCAUCGGCCAGAGCUACUGCCGGAGGUGCCGGCGACGGCAGCGCAGUUGGAGGAGACCAGAAGCGGUCUAAACGAUCAGGUUUUAUGAAGACAUUUACAGUGGCGAUAAAGUUUGUUGCAGUGUUUCCUAUGAGGUCUAUUGCACUCGCACUUAGAGGCAGCGAGAGAGAGGACGGUCAAAGUGCUCUGCGAGUACUCGACAUCAUUUUAAAGCAACGACAGGCGGAAAGGGGUUACCUCGUUCUCAGGAACUGUUACUUUGAUGGCAAUCACACACACCUUGUUGACGUGGGUGGUGGUGUAUGUGGAGGCCGAGGAUUCCACUCCAGCUUUCGCACCACCAAUGGCGGCCUCUCACUAAACAUAGAUGUUUCCACCACGAUAAUCGUAAAAUCUGGUCCUGUUUUGGAGUUUUUACUGGCCAACCAAAACAUACAAGAUCCUCGACGAAUUGACUGGGAGAAGGCCAAAAGAAAGCUGAAGAACAUGAAGAUUAAGACCAUACACAACAAAAGGGAGUAUAAGAUUACUGGGAUGAGCAAACUGCCAUGCGACAUGCAGACGUUUUCCAUGAAAGAAAGGAACAGCAAAGGCGAAACUCGAACGGUGGAGAUGACGGUGUAUAACUUUUUUCAGAACAUCCGUAAGAUAACGUUGACUCGGUCAGCCUCUCUGCCAUGUCUUGAUGUGGGCAAACCGCAGCGGCCAAUUUACCUCCCGAUCGAGCUUUGCCACCUUCUUUCCCUGCAAAGAUAUACCAAAGGAUUGUCUUCUCAACAAGGAGCUUUGCUGGCCGAAAGGUGUAGACAAACGCCGCAUGAAAGAAUGAGACUAAUAGCAGAUUCAUUAAACGACAAUCGAUAUGAUAAAGAUCCAUUGCUCAAUGCUUGUGGUGUUUCCAUCGAUAAGCGAAUGACAAAGUUGACUGGGCGCGUUCUUAAUUGUCCAGUGUUGAAGGCCGGUAACAUGGAAGACUGUAUUCCUCGUAAUGGGCGAUGGAACUUCGUCCACAAGACACUGUUGGAACCCUGCGAACUUCUUCAUGAUCAAUGGGCGAUUGUGAACUUCUCUGGUCGUUGUGAUUUGCGGCAUCUGUCACGGGAGCUCAUUAAAUGUGCAAGGAACAGAGGAAGUAACAUCGAGGAACCAUCUGUGUUUCUUGAAGAGGACCGGGAAUGGAUGAGAUCUGAUCCUAUAGUGAGAGUUGAAAAGAUGUUUAAGAAGAUAGAGGCAAAAUUUACAGGACCUCCUCGAUUUAUUCUGUGUGUCUUGCCGGAGAAGAAAACCUGUGACAUUUACGGACCUUGGAAGAGGAAAAGCCUCUAUCAAUUCGGCAUCGUCACUCAAUGUAUCGUUCCUCCAAAGAACAUUAGGGACCAUUAUUUGACCAAUGUCCUCCUUAAAAUCAAUUCUAAGCUUAGUGGCAUCAAUUCUCUACUUUCCGUCGAGUGUAAACGUAGCAUCCCCCUUAUCAGCCAGACUCCUACCAUGAUUCUGGCGAUGGACGUUUCUCAUGGUCCUCCGGGUUCAAGCUUUCCAUCUGUUGCAGCGGUGGUCGGUUCGAGGCAUUGGCCAUUGAUAUCGAGAUAUAGAGCAUCCGUAAGAAUUCAAUCUCCUAAAUUGGAAAUGAUCGAUUCUUUGUAUAAGCCCGGAGAAAAUGGAGAUGAAGGAAUGCUUAGGGACCUGUUGCUCGACUUCUACAAAACAAAUGGAGGAAUGAAACCUGCUCAAAUGAUCAUCUUCAGGGAUGGUGUCAGUGAAUCCCAGUUCAUGGAAGUUCUGACUGUGGAGCUAAACCAAAUCAUCAAGGUGUUUGAACAUCUAGGUGAUACUACUAUGCCCAAGUUCACUGUCAUUGUGGCACAAAAGCAGCAUCAUACGAGGUUUUUUCUUGCUGAUAGCCCCGAAAAUGUCCCACCGGGGACCGUCGUCGACACCACGGUGGUUCAUCCAAGGAACUACGAUUUCUACAUGUAUGCUCACGGAGGAAUUCUCGGAACUUCAAGGCCGAUCCACUACAAUGUGUUGCUUGAUGAGAUUGGGUUUAAGCCUGACGACCUACAGAAGCUUGUUCAUGCGCUUUCCUACGUGUACCAGAGGAGCACCAGUGCAGUGUCGAUGGUGGCGCCUGUUUGCUACGCGCAUUUGGCGGCUAGGCAGCUGUCGCAGUGCUUCGACCUGUCCGAGACUUCCGGAGAUGAACUUCCGAUAAGAGCAGGCGUUCCCCAGCUUCCAGAGCUGCAUGAAAAAGUUAGAAGCUCCAUGUUCUUCUGCUGA